Molecule: messenger RNA, 1827 nt
Organism: Lachancea meyersii CBS 8951
Lineage: Eukaryota; Fungi; Ascomycota; Saccharomycetes; Saccharomycetales; Saccharomycetaceae
Source: the annotation of a GenBank genome assembly
AUGAGCUCCAAAAAUACCCGUAUCGCAAUUAUCAACGACGAUAGGUGUAAACCCAAGAAGUGCCGUCAAGAAUGUAAGCGUUCGUGUCCCGUGGUGAAAACAGGUAAACUGUGUAUCGAAGUGGCACCAACAUCGAAAAUCGCUUUUAUCUCUGAAAACCUGUGUAUUGGUUGUGGUAUCUGUGUCAAGAAAUGUCCAUUUGAUGCUAUCCAGAUCAUUAACUUGCCCACCAACCUAGAGGCCGAGGUGACCCAUCGUUACUCCGCCAACAGUUUCAAGCUCCACAGAUUGCCUACCCCAAGACCAGGCCAGGUUCUGGGGUUGGUCGGUACCAACGGUAUCGGGAAAUCGACAGCUUUGAAAAUUCUGGCCGGUAAACAAAAGCCCAACUUGGGCCGUUACGACGACCCUCCAGAAUGGCAGGACAUUAUCAAGCAUUUCCGUGGGUCUGAAUUGCAGAACUACUUCACAAAGAUGCUAGAAGACGACAUCAAGGCUGUUAUCAAGCCUCAAUACGUGGACAACUUGCCCAGAGCCAUCAAGGGAUCCAUCCAAAAGGUGGGCGAACUAUUGAAACUAAGAUUGGAGAGAACCCAGGAGGACGCCAGAUAUGUCAUCAAGGCUCUAGAUCUGCAGAAUCUGCUGAAAAGAGACGUCCAUGCUCUGUCGGGUGGUGAACUGCAAAGAUUUGCAAUCGGUAUGUCCUGCGUUCAGAGCGCACAAGUGUACAUGUUUGACGAGCCAUCUUCAUAUCUGGAUGUGAAACAACGUCUAAAUGCUGCGUUGGUGAUCAGAUCGCUAUUGAACGCCACCACCUAUGUCAUCUGUGUCGAGCACGAUUUGUCGGUGCUGGAUUACUUGUCUGACUUCGUGUGUAUCCUUUACGGUGUUCCAUCGGUGUACGGUGUGGUCACUUUGCCUGCAUCCGUGAGAGAGGGUAUCAACAUCUUUUUGGAUGGUCACAUUCCAAGUGAAAACAUGAGAUUUAGAAAUGAAGCGCUACAGUUCAGAAUGGUGGACGCCCAGGACCAACUCGAAAAAACUGACGCCACUCGUGCCUUCACCUACCCGAAGAUGAAACGUACUCAGGGCGAUUUCAAGCUGCAAGUUGAAUCCGGUAGCUUCUCUGAUUCCGAAAUUUUGGUCAUGAUGGGAGAAAACGGUACUGGUAAGACCACUUUGAUCAAAUUACUAGCUGGUGCUUUGCCCGCCGAUGACGGUACUGCGGUGCCCAAAUUGAACGUUUCCAUGAAGCCUCAAACGAUUGCUCCUAAAUUUCCUGGUACUGUGAGACAACUGUUCUUCAAGAGAAUCAGGGGCCAAUUCUUGAACCCUCAGUUUCAAACUGACGUCGUAAAGCCUUUGCGAAUUGACGACAUCAUCGACCAAGAAGUGCAGCACUUGUCCGGUGGUGAGCUGCAAAGAGUGGCUAUUGUACUGUCGUUAGGUCUACCCGCAGACAUCUACUUGAUCGAUGAGCCAUCUGCCUACUUGGACUCCGAGCAACGUAUCAUCUGUUCGAAGGUCAUUAGAAGAUUCAUUUUGCACAACAAAAAGACUGCUUUCAUUGUAGAGCACGAUUUCAUCAUGGCUACUUAUUUGGCAGACAAAGUCAUUGUGUUCGAAGGUACACCUUCGCAGGACUCGCGCGCUGGAGCUCCAGAGAGUUUGCUGACUGGUUGCAACCGUUUCUUGAAGAACUUGAACGUUACAUUCAGAAGGGACCCCAACUCUUUCAGACCAAGAAUCAACAAGCUGGAUUCCCAAAUGGACAAGGAACAGAAGUUGAGCGGAAACUUUUUCUUCUUGGAUAACACCGGCGUGUGA